UUGUAAUAAAUGACAUGUUUGUAAAAUGUACUACAUGAUCCAAUUGUGCAUAUGUGAGCCGCAACAUAAGUUACCAUGAGGCAAUCUGACUGGACAACAUAGUUGUGUGUAACAAUAAACGUGACAAAUAAAGUUAGGCGGCGAAAUUCAUAUUUUUAAGUUGGGUUGGAAAGUACUCCCUCCGUUCCAUAAAGAUUGACAUGAAUUUGAACCGAACUAGUUCAAAUCCGUGCCAAUCUUUAUGAAACAGAGAGAGCACUGAUAAGAGAAAGAGGCCCGGGGAAUUUAUUAACUUUCCGUUUCAAGCAUUCCUUCCAGCUAGUGCACCCACCAGAAGACUCUGGUCAGAACAAGAGAACUAGUCACCGGCCGUCCCCUCCAAUCUCCCCUCCAAACCCCUGCCCCCCUCCAAACCCCUAAUAAUCCUCUCCUGUCUGAAGAACAUUCUUCAAUCUUGGCACAUCCGAUCCGUGAGGAAGAAGCCGGAGAAGGUUGCGAUGGGGUGCAUGCCCACCGUUGCCAUGCUGCUCGUGCAGAUUGGCUUCGCAGGGAUGAACCUGCUGUCCAAGAUGGCUCUGGACAACGGCAUGAGCCCCUACGUGCUCGUCACCUACCGCAGCCUGAUAGCUGCCGUCUUCCUCUCGCCCUUCGCCGUUUACUUCGAGAGGAAUAUGUGGAUACUGAUGACCAAGAAAGUAAUUAUCCAGAUAUUCCUUUCCUCCAGUCUCGGCAUGACGCUGAGCGAGGUACUCUUCUUCACGGGGUUCCGGUGGACCAGCGCGACCGUGGCCGUCGCGAUCGGCAACAUCGUCCCGGCGCUGACCUUCGUCAUUGCCGCGGCUCUCAAGAUGGAGACGGUGCAGCUGAAGACGGCCGCCGGGCAAGCCAAGGUGAUGGGCACGGCCGUCUGCGUCGGCGGCUCCAUGAUCAUGCCCAUCUACAAAGGCCCACUGCUGAAGGUCUGGGCCUCCCCCAUCCACUGGCGCUACGCGGAGCACGCGGCGGCAGCGGCUGCCGCGCCGACACCGGCCAGUGCCGCGCUCGGCGACGUCCUCAUCAUCCUUAGCUGCGUCUCCUGGGCCGCCUGGCUCGUCAUGACGAACAAGACGUCGGAGAGUUUCUCGGCGCCGUACACGAGCUCGACGAUCAUGUCGCUGAUAGUCGGGGCGGAGAGCGCGGCCGUCAGCGCCGCCGUGGACCGGAGCCUCUGGGCCUGGAAGCUCGGGCUCGGCAUCAGGCUAUACUCCGUCCUCUACAUGGGGAUCAUCGGCUGGGGCGUCACGUUCGCGGUGAUGACGUGGUGCGUCCAGACGCGCGGCCCGCUCUUCGUGUCCAUGUUCAACCCCGUGGUGCUCGUGGUCGUCGCCCUUCUCGGCUGGGCUUUCCUCGACGAGCAGCUGCACCUCGGAAGUGUCAUUGGUGCCGUGCUCAUUGUUGUCGGGCUGUACAUGGUGCUGUGGGGCAAGCGGAAGGAGAUCGAUGACUAGAUGAGCGGAUCUCCCCCAAACUCUACGUCAACGCAUGGUGACACGGGAACCACGGACGAACGGCCUUGAAUUGAAUCGAGCGGGAACGAUGCGGAAAACGGCGAAGCGUCUAUAUGGAGUGACUGUAAUAGUACCUUGAUUAUCUAUACUUUGGAGUAUCUGAUUUGAACCGUAGGUAUCUGAUUGCUCUAUUUCCGACUCAAUCCCCUCCCUUCAGGCUUCUGUUAUUGUGCAGUUCCAAUUAGUUCUUUUUUUUUUCACAGAAGAAAAUGGUAGGUUGCUAA
This is a messenger RNA of Brachypodium distachyon (stiff brome), 1771 nucleotides long. RefSeq names its product WAT1-related protein At1g09380. Gene Ontology annotation, molecular function: transmembrane transporter activity. The transcript is spliced from 6 exons. Bases 498 to 1487 code for a protein of 329 amino acids. Gene Ontology annotation, cellular component: plasma membrane. Lineage: Eukaryota; Viridiplantae; Streptophyta; Magnoliopsida; Poales; Poaceae. The record is from RefSeq and is a predicted model, not a curated record.